GGUCAUGUUCGUUGUGUAUGUUGGACGUUCGAGUCGAUCACCAACCAGGACAAAAAUUCAGCUACAACUUUCCAAGUCGUGUAAAAAACAAGAGUGGCGUCUAAAAACUACUGCAUAUGCUGCAAACAAAAACUGAAAACAUUUAAUUCACUCUACUAUAUUUAAAGUUGUGGGGUUUAACUUGUUACUUACCUUAAUUGGAAAUAUAAAAUCACUGAGUGAAAAGUGUGUCAAAAAGGAAAGAGCUACAAAACGAAAAAGAAUACUAAUAUAAUAAUGAAUAUUCGGGCGCAAUUGUGAAUAUAUGUGGGGAUCCGUUUCUAACUCCCUGAUUAAUACGGCGCGAAAACAGAGAGCAACAUCCGAACGCGAGCGUGUUCGCUCGACCUGCUCGAGGUUCCAGAGGAUACUAAUUGAUUACGAUGUCGGCUGCUUUGAGUCCUUUGCAUUGCGAUCUAAGGUCAUAUUCAAGGCUUUGGCUCGGUGAGUUCAUUGAACUUUAUCAACAGGAAGAAUGUUUAUGGCAUCCAAAGCAUCCAGAUUACAGCAAUCACAGUGUACGUAAUAAGGCCUAUGAUCGUUUGGUAGAAAAGCUUAAGGAAGUUGAACCGAAUCCAGACCGUGCGAUGGUUGUGCGCAAAAUCAACUCACUACGUUCUGCAUUCAGACGGGAAUUUCGAAAAUCAAGUUCAAAGAACAACUAUGAAACGAGAUUGUGGUACUAUGACAAACUACUUUUCAUCGCCGAACAGAAUCCCAAACGUCUUGCAGCUUUGCGUGAUGCCAAACAACCUAAACGACCGUUAGCAAUAAGUUUCGAUGUAGACGACUCUAUGGAGUUUGAAGAGGAACCUGUUGUGGAAGCUACUACAGUAUCACCAUCAGAGAGUAUCAACCACAAUCAAGCAACUGAAAUCAAAACUGUAACUGUAACAGCGGGUGAAUGUGUCAUUGUGAAAGAUGAAGAACAGCACCAACAGCAGCAUCAAAAUCAAAUUCAACAUCAGCUACAGCAUCAACACCAACACGAAUUACAGCAACAGCAACAUAGUGCCGAACAACACAUGCAACAUGCAACAACCACAACGCAACCGCAGCACGCAACUGAAGUCAAAGUUUUGGAAAUAACAUCUCUCGACACAAAUUCGCAGCGAGAAAUACAACAGGCUGUCAAUUCUCUGGAACAACACCAGCAACAUAUUCAACAUCAGUUGCACCAACAGCAACAUCAACAACAACAGAAUCAGGCUGGUUCAGCUCAAAUCGCACAAAUUCAUCAGCAAGUUCCAACCAUACAAAUUGCACGUGAACACCUGCAACCGUUGUUCGGUAACUCGUAUGCAACGACUACAACUCACCGACAGGAGGAUGAAUACGACGCUAUCGGUAUAAAUGUGGCAUCCAAAUUGCGAGUAAUGAAUCCAACUCAACGAAUUAUUGCCGAGAAAUUGAUUAGUGACGUGCUAUUCAAUGGGCAGUUAGAUAAUCUCAGCGUCUCUUCAACUUUGACUCAGUGAAAAUAUGUCUUUGUAAAACAGCAAAUUUUGUGCAGGUAAUAAUUUUCUAUCUAAGUUAUUAGCAUUUUAUAGCAGUAAGCAAAUAGUUAUAUAAGUUCUAAUUGUAUGAUAUAAAUACUAAAAUUUAAGAAGUUUUUUCUAAAAUUUAGCUGGGGUAUAUAAAUACAUAUUAUAUACAGCAUUAGAUAUUAUGUUUAGCUUACAAAAUAUAUUUAGCCGGUACAUUUAGUACCAUCCUUUUUAUUCUGUUUGUAGUUUGUUUGAAAAGAUAAUACGACGAUUCAAUUAUAGCUACAAACAUAAAAACUGUUUAUACUUUUCAAUUGUGUAAAUAUAUGUGAGUAAUCUCAUCCAAAUUUGGCAGAAAGAACUCGCUGAAUAUUAUUAAAAAUAAAGUUAUUUUACUGUAUAUUGA
This is a messenger RNA of Bactrocera tryoni, 1932 nucleotides long. RefSeq lists its product as uncharacterized. The transcript has 5 exons. The record is from RefSeq and is a predicted model, not a curated record. Bases 423 to 1517 code for a protein of 364 amino acids. Lineage: Eukaryota; Metazoa; Arthropoda; Insecta; Diptera; Tephritidae.